CUAUCUUUCACGCUCACGCACGCCCUUCUCUUUACCUUCCUCCUGGUUGUGCUGACAACCAAUCUCAUCGUCGCAUUCGCCUGCAACUUCGAGAUGCGCAAGGGAUACGGCAUUGCACUCAUCACCGCUUAUGCAGUCUUCCUCACACUGGCUAUCCUCAUUGAGGCGGACGUCAUCACCUCGCCCAAACAGUGGCACUUACUCACGGGCACGGAAUAG
Dibothriocephalus latus is the source of this 219-nucleotide messenger RNA. NCBI's taxonomy places the organism in Eukaryota, Metazoa, Platyhelminthes, Cestoda, Diphyllobothriidea, Diphyllobothriidae. The record is from the annotation of a GenBank genome assembly.